Mytilus californianus (California mussel) is the source of this 1219-nucleotide messenger RNA. RefSeq lists its product as uncharacterized. The coding region runs from base 5 to 685 and encodes 226 amino acids. The transcript has 5 exons. The record is from RefSeq and is a predicted model, not a curated record. NCBI's taxonomy places the organism in Eukaryota, Metazoa, Mollusca, Bivalvia, Mytilida, Mytilidae.
UAGAAUGAGAACAUUUAUACAAGCCAUUCUGCCGAUCAUUCUUUAUCUACAAGUAUUCAUAGUGACAGCUGGCGCCAGAUUGGUAGGGUAUGGAGGUCCUUGCAAUUAUCAUAAGUGUGUUCCUCAUCUGGUUUGUCCUAUUGGUACAGCAUGUUUUUGUCCAGACCCAAUUGCUAAUUAUUUUGAUCGAAGAGAACAAAUUUGUAAACCAAAAGAUUUUGUUGACAUUGCAAAAAGAAAGCCCACCUCUAUGUCUUCACCACCACCAUCACUUUAUCGUAACAUGAAGUCUUAUCAUGCUAAUAAUGGAAUUUACUGGGAACCUGUUAUACGUUGUGCUGAUCCGGAUCCCAAUGGACCUAAGCCACAGUGGUGGAAGGUUAAUCUACAAGCUUAUUACGAAGUUCAUCGGUUAUUCAUUUUUACUGGCGAAUCUCUUGAUCGAUUUGAUCGAUUUGCAGUCGACGUUAUUGCCGGAUCAAAAGAAUUUAGAUGUGAAUAUAGUCGUGGAGAUCCACACUCAUACAUGUCAUAUUACCGUGAAGUAAAUUGUGCUAGCAAUACAGUAGGAAAAGAAUUGAAGAUUGCUUCUACUAUUUUUCAUAGUCUUUGUGAAGUAGAUGUUAACGGGACAUUAGCCAAUCCAUCUGAGUUUUGUAGUAUUGGUAUUCAACUAAAUAUCUAAACACAAGUUCUCAUACUGGCAACAGGAAUUGACUACCCAUCCUGAGACUGAGUUCAUUUGUAAAAAACAUGCACAUGGCAAAUUAAAUUAUGCAUUUACAUGUUGUAUAUUUCAUCCUGAAUAUGCUUGAAAUACUUGCCACUGGAUGUUACUGGAGCCAAAUAAUAAAAUGUCAUUAUGUUAUUGAUUCAUCGACUGAAACAAAUUAUGCCUGAUACAUGUGAUAUUUGAUGAUUUCAUGAAAAAAAAAUCCAUCAUAUAAUGUAUUUUAUUUUUUAAACAGCUCUAAUAAAUUCACUACUAGCACUGUUAUAUGCCUGCAUCAUCAUUUUCUUCAUCAAUAACACAUCAAUUGGAUAAUUCUGUUGAAGUUGUACCAUCAGUGCAUCACUGACCACUACUGAGUCCGAGAUUCCUCAAGGUUCUAUUGAUAGGUUACCAUUCCAUGACAUUUUUCCAAAUUUACAAUGCAAUUGCUGGUCAAGCUUACAUCUAUGGGAUCCAGACUAAAACAUCACAAGAAAUAAAAACCAA